AUGAUACCCAGCGAGUGGUUAUUUGUCGGGACUCUUACGGCGCACCCCGCUAAACGAUUUCUCGACCGAUAUUUAGGUGUCAUUUUACCCACCUCAGUCGCCCAGGCUUUCCUGGAUGCAGCAGCCCAUUUUGGCGACGAGUUCCGCAUCGAUGCCCUCGUCAACAACGCCGGAUACGGGCUCGCAGGCGACACGGAGGCUGCUUCGGAGGAGGAAAUGCACCAUCAGCUCGAGACCAACUUCUUCGGCACCUCUGGCCGUGGUGGCAUCGUGUUCAACAUCUCUUCCCUUGGCGGCGUGGCCGCUUUUCCCGGCCAGUCAUUCUAUCACGCAAGCAAAUUUGCUGUGGAGUGUUGGUCGGAGUCCUUUGCGAGGGAGUUACAUCCGGACUGGAACAUCAAUAUCUGUAUCGUCGAGCCUGGUAGUGUCGAAACCAACUUCGAGCAUGGCAGCAAGAAACGGACCGAAAUCCACGAAGCUUACGAUGGGCCCGACAUGCCGGCGCGUAGACUGGCUGCGUGGGUCGAGAAGGGUGUGGCGGCAGGUGCUGGCGCUCCGCCUUUGGCUGUAGCUGAAGUAGUGUACCUCGUAGCCAGCCGAAACGGGAAGGUCCCGCUCUGGCUGCCGAGGCUCAGCCAGGCUCUGUAUCAGUAG
Molecule: messenger RNA, 654 nt
Organism: Truncatella angustata
Lineage: Eukaryota; Fungi; Ascomycota; Sordariomycetes; Amphisphaeriales; Sporocadaceae
Exons: 3
Coding region: 1-654 (217 amino acids)
Source: RefSeq, a predicted model, not a curated record